GUAGUUCUUCGGAGGCAAUUCUCCUGGGUGUCGCCAGGGGAAAUUCGAAGUAGAAAGACUACGUUUCCCAGCAGCGACGUUGGCGGAGAGGUAGACUGCUUUGGCGGGGGUGGGGAGAAAAGCUUGGACGGGUCAAUCUUCGGCCCAGAGCGAAAGUGUUAGCGGUUUGGCCUGAGGAAAGGGAAAAAAGUGAGAAGGCGAAAUGGCGGUUGGUAAAGAACUGCUGGAGCUGGACUUGUACGCGCUGCUUGGAGUCGGCGAGAAAGCGUCGGAUAAAGAGAUUAAGAAAGCCUACAGACAGAAGGCGCUGACCUGCCAUCCAGAUAAAAAUCCAGACCAUCCCAAAGCAGCUGAGCUCUUCCAUCAGUUGUCCCAAGCUUUGGCAGUUCUAACAGAUGCAGCAGCGAGGGCUGCAUAUGAUAAAGUGAGGAAAGCGAAGAAACAGGCAGCAGAAAGAACUCAAAAGCUCGAUGAAAGGAGAAAGAAAGUCAAGCUUGAUCUUGAAGCCCGGGAGAGAGAAGCACAGUCCCAGGUCAGCAAGGAGGAAGAGAUCCAGAUAACCAGGACUUUGGAGCAAGAGAUCCUACGGUUACGUGAAGAGGGAUCCCGUCAACUGGAGGAACAACAAAAACUCAUCCAGGAACAAAUCCGACUUGAGAAAGAACGAGUACGAGGCAUACCAGAUGGGUAUGGAGAGGAGGGCAAAGGAACUCCCAAGCUCAAACUACGGUGGAAAUGCAAGAAAGAAGAUGAAACUAAAGGGGGCUAUUCAAAAGAAGUUCUUCUCCAAAUCUUACAAAAGUAUGGUGAAGUUCUGAAUUUGCUUAUUUCAAGCAAGAAGAAUGGAAGUGCAAUAGUGGAAUUUGCCACAGUGAAAGCAGCCGAGAUGGCAAUAAAGAAUGAAGUUGGCCUGAUAAAUAAUCCUCUGAAAAUUACCUGGCUAGAGGGCCAACCACAGGGCAGCACCAUGUAUGCUGAUGGCACUAUCCAGCCACGAAUAUCACAGGAUUCAGUAGUUUCUGAACGGGAUUAUGAAAGCCUUGUAAUGAUGCGGAUGCGCCAGGCUGCAGAGAGACAGAAGCUGAUUGAGCAAAUGCAACGGGAAGAUGAGGAAGAGUCAUGCACGUAGUAUGAGAAAAACAUUAUAUGAUACUUUUACAUAAACUUAUUAAGUCAAUAAAUGUCUUUUUUUCAA
Molecule: messenger RNA, 1195 nt
Organism: Pogona vitticeps (central bearded dragon)
Lineage: Eukaryota; Metazoa; Chordata; Lepidosauria; Squamata; Agamidae
Gene: DNAJC17
Product: DnaJ heat shock protein family (Hsp40) member C17
Biological process (GO): spliceosomal complex disassembly
Cellular component (GO): spliceosomal complex
Molecular function (GO): RNA binding
Source: RefSeq, a predicted model, not a curated record